Messenger RNA from Cucumis melo (muskmelon), 1697 nucleotides. RefSeq lists its product as uncharacterized. The transcript has 9 exons. Gene Ontology annotation, cellular component: endoplasmic reticulum; membrane. The record is from RefSeq and is a predicted model, not a curated record. Gene Ontology annotation, biological process: lipid homeostasis. Bases 566 to 1390 code for a protein of 274 amino acids. NCBI's taxonomy places the organism in Eukaryota, Viridiplantae, Streptophyta, Magnoliopsida, Cucurbitales, Cucurbitaceae.
UAAUAAAUAAAUAAAGGACAAUCAAAAGAAUAAAGAAAAGGAAAAAAUCAUCGGCUAAGGCGCGAAGCUAUCAUAUUUCUUCGGUUAGCAGUAGUGCAAGGAUUGGAUAGAUAGAAUGCAAUUGAAUGAUGAAUCCACAUCAACACGAGGAUCCCAUCUCUGGACACUCAAAUCCAUUGCUGAUUAGCGAAAAACACUUGCAUUUCGCAUUACCCAAAUCCUCAUACGCUAUUAUAAUUUCUAAUUUCUAAUUUCUCUUCUAUCUUCCCUUGAUUUUCCCCUUUUGGAUCGUUGCGUUGCGGUUGAAGAUUCCUAACGCUUCACAUUGAUUCAACCUCACGGUUCUUUUGUACCGGUCGGUUGUUGCAUUCCCUUUACACAUUAUCUUUUUUUUUGUUUUCUUCCCAUUUUCUUAUCUUUCGAAAAGCGAAAAAACCCACCUUCUACAUCUUCUCCUGAUCUGGGGUUCUCAUCUAUAUGGAUGACAGCAUGGAGGGAAGGAGCAACUAGUUAAUUCAGUCUGAGGUACUGUGAUCUGUUGAAUGUUAUGUAGUCAAACAACACAAUGGCAAUGUCUUUGAAGACUGUAAUGGCUAUCAAAUCUUACCAAAGUCAAGCUGAUGCACUAGUAAAGAACUAUUUAUUAGCAGACCAUUUUGUCCCAUUCACUUCUGUACUUGGAGGGAUGCUUGCUUGUAAAUUGAUUUAUGAUCUCACUCAAUUAGUUAGCAAUUUUUAUUUUAAAAGUUAUCUUGGUCUUACAAAAAUCCAACGAGUGGAGUGGAAUAACCGCGGCAUGUCCACUUUUCAUGCAAUCUAUAUCUCAAUCAUGUCAUUGUACUUCGUUUUCUGGUCAGAUCUCUUCUCUGACCAGCGUCAUGCUGGGCUUGUUACCUUUCAAAGUUCAACGUUGUCUACUUUCAUAUUGGGGAUUUCAGUUGGGUACUUCUUGGCAGAUCUUGGAUUGAUUGUUUGGCUGUAUCCUUCCUUAGGUGGGAUGGAGUAUGUUGUCCACCACUCUCUUUCCGGACUAGCAGUGGCUUACUCUGUUUUUUCUGGAGAAGGGCAACUCUAUACUUAUAUGGUCCUCAUUUCGGAGAUUACAACUCCUGAGAUUAAUAUGAGAUGGUAUCUUGAUACUGCUGGUAUGAAGAGGUCCUGUGCAUAUUUGAUUAAUGGCAUUGUAAUAUUUUUUGCAUGGCUGAUUGCUCGCAUACUGCUGUUUGGAUACACAUUCUAUCACGUUUACUUGCACUAUGAUCAGGUAAUUAAGAUGCAUGUAAUUGGAUAUCUUUUGGUAUUUGGAGUGCCAACAGUGCUAGGUAUGAUGAACUUGAUGUGGUUCGGAAAGAUUGUCAAGGGAUUAAUGAAAACUAUAUCAAAGAGGUGACGGGACACGCUUUCUUCUUGUCGAUAUCUCUUCCCCUUCACCCUCUUGGUCUAUUUCUUAACAUCUACACGUGGGUUGAGGAGAGAGGAAUUUGAUGAUGGUAUGUAGUGUGUUGUAAAUGGUUCAAAAUAACUUAAACUUGUUGACAUUUAGUGCCUUUUUCGUCUUGUCAGAUUUGUGUACCAAUCCAUUUUUUCUGUAUAGUUCCUUUUUAUUUUUUCUCAUUUUUUUUUUGAAGAGUGCAUACAUACAAACGUAUGGAAGAAAGUUGGUGUUACUACAGCAAUAAUUUUUUUGUAUUCAGUUA